This is a messenger RNA of Cephus cinctus (wheat stem sawfly), 4547 nucleotides long. RefSeq names its product condensin-2 complex subunit D3. NCBI's taxonomy places the organism in Eukaryota, Metazoa, Arthropoda, Insecta, Hymenoptera, Cephidae. The record is from RefSeq and is a predicted model, not a curated record. Gene Ontology annotation, cellular component: condensed chromosome, centromeric region. Gene Ontology annotation, molecular function: histone binding. The coding region runs from base 200 to 4210 and encodes 1336 amino acids. The transcript is spliced from 3 exons. Gene Ontology annotation, biological process: mitotic chromosome condensation; meiotic chromosome condensation.
ACCGCCACAUGGCAGCACUGUCUCAUUUGGGUAUGAAGUGUUUAGUGUUAUGUUGUGAAUAAAACAAUAUUAAAUACAAUUAUAAUUCUGAUAAUCAUCAGUUAAAUCUAGCGCAAGAAAAUGUAUAUUGUAUUGAAUUAAGAGUGGCAAAAAGUCCUGUUAAUUCAAGAAUUAAUCACAUGUUAUUUAAAACGCAGUCAUGGAACCUCUUCAGGUAUUUGAUAGCUUUAAGUUAAAUGUUUUAAAUCAAGUUUGGGUUAAAUCUGUGUGGGAUGGUGAAUUCUUAAUAGUGGAUGAUCUUCCUGACGAAUAUCUUCUUCACUUAGACAGUGAGGAUAUGGGAGUAUUAUUAACAGAUGCUCAUACGGUUGUGAAGACUUGGAUGUCCGAAAACUUAGAUUCAAAUCAGCUUGAAAGAUGCCAGAGACCAGAAGUGUCCUGGCAGACACUUACAGCUCUGAAUAUAAACUCGCACAGCUUACUUGCUGUUCUGGCUUACUUAAUGAAAAGUGGUCAAUCGAGUAUGGCAGACGAAGACUCCAGACUUUCUUGCUUAAAAGCUACAAGUUUAUAUUUUAUGCUAUUAGCUGUUCCAGGUAGCAAUGCAUUUCAUGUGUUUCAUCCUAACUUGUAUCAUAAAGCUAUGGAGACAUUUAAAUUAUCAAAGCAUUUAACAGCAAAGCCUGUUAAACGUAUUCAAACUACUGAUUUGGAUAAUUUUUAUAUGCAAGACGAAGAAAAUAUAAGCACAUUAUUAAACCUAGAAAAAAUAACAUUGGUCAAAGGUUUGAAUAGUACCAUGUAUGAUCUGAUUAUGAUGCUCAAGACCUUUUGCAUGAGGGAUCAACUCAGGUCAUUAGAAAUCACGGUGCAUUCCUUACUGGAAAUCACAAAAUUGGAAACAAGUAUAAAUCAUUUUGUAGCUGGAAAUAAGAAUAUGGACGCCUCGAUAACUUCGUUAUCUUACAAUGCUUAUGUAGCAUUGCAAGAAUUAUGCAAUCCACGACACGGUGCAAUUGAUGUUACCGUUAGAUUGAUCUCAAAAUACGUGCUUCCUCAUCUUUUAUUAAACUACGUAGAAUUACCAGCAAAAGCGUUGAUGGUUAUACGUGACACAACUGUUGAUUUUUUGAAGAAUUUACUUUCUACGCAUGAAAAACAAGCCGAGCUAGGAAUAACAAUAUUAAUUCAACAUUUAAUGGUAAAAUGCCCAGAGAGAGUAGAAGCCCGCCAGAAACAAGCAGCAGUCAUCACGAAGUUAAUGAAUUUGUGCAAAGGCAACAUGUAUAAUAGCAUCAUCGAUGACCUUAUAUUGCUAGCAUAUCACAAUAAAGUAUCAUAUAGAAUUUUUGCACAAGAAAUCAUGGGAAAAGUUGUACUUGACAAUUCAAAUAAAUUGCUCAAUUCAAAAGUCAAAAAUUUAUUAAUAGCCACUACUCUUAGCCGAUGCAUUGAUACUUCAAAUAUGGUCCGGGGAAAAGCUAUGGCCAUAUUUGCAGAGUGCAUAAAUGUAGAAAAUGAUAAGAAUGGUACAAUAGUAAACGAUAUUUUUAAAAUAUCCAAUGAAGACAAACCAUUCCUGCCAGUAGAGGAACUUAGACGAGCUUUAGCAGAGGAUAUUAAUCCCUUACCAGGAUCAAAUACUAUUAUGAAAAUGUUGAUGCACAGAGUAGAAGAUGAACGUGCAUUAGUAAGACGAAGUGCUUUACAGAUUCUUCAAGAUCUAGUGACAGCUUUCCCAGUAUUAUUAGACAAAAUAAUACCAGCAACAGGCCUUCGCUGCAGAGAUCCUGCAUUGUCUGUACGACGUUACGCUGUACAGGUCUUAACUAAUAUUCUAGAGAAGUUUUAUGGUCACCCUAAUCUAGUGAAGGAAUGGGUGCAAGCAGUUUUGCCACAGGUAUUCGACAUCGAAAUAAAAGUCCAGGAAAAAGUAUUAGAAGCCCUACAGGAUAUGAUGCUCAGCAAAAUCACUCCAUACUCUGAUGACUAUGAAGAAACGGCAGACUGCCUACCAUGGAAGAUUCUUUAUUACGUAACAAGAAUGAAAAUGAGAAAACAUUUAUCCAAAGCAUGCAGCGUUUGGGCGCAAACUAAAGUCAUCACACGAUCAUUGAUAGCCGAUGUUCAGUCACACAUUGGAACAGAUAACAAUCUAUCAGCUUGGAUAUUACUAGAAGCCUUUUCACAAUAUAAAAUAUUACCAAACAUGAACUUGCAUUUUGCAAAUUAUAAAGAGCUCUUGUCUCAAGAUAACUUUUAUGCAAAUUUAGUACUGGAAGUCUUAAGAAAUACAUGGUCCUCCUUAGAUAAUGAGUUCCUGAAGAAACUUCACUCAGAUCUUCUAGACUCUCUCUGGCAUUUCAAAGUUCAUUUUGCAUCUGUUGGUCUUUGUCUAGACAUUAUUGGAACAAUUUUAAAACAUCUCAAUCCGGAUAAUGCUAACCAGUUACUACAAAUGAGUGGAUCCCAAUUAAUGAAACUGUCAGAAAAUGAAAUAAAGAAAAUUCACGACAAUAAUAACACAGCUGAAGUAGCAAUUACAUGUCUAAGAGCUAUGUGUACUAUUGGACAUGCAUCGGCUCUAUGCACUGAUACAAUAUCUCCAUCAUGUCUACGUACUUUACAAGGGUUAUUACUGGAGUGGGAUUCGUUUCCAGCAAGAUUAAAAAACGCGAAGGAACUAAGGCCAGCUGCCAUAACUCUUCUUGGUCAACAAGCAAUGAGGAAUCGUGAAAUAGCUCAAGAAGUUACACCUAUCCUAGGAAAAUUAAUGUGCCAGACUACAGAAGGAAGUUCUAAAGUAGAAGCAGCAAUAAGAGUGAAUUCUGCCAAGGCAUUGGCUGAUCUUUGUAUCCGUUUUACGGCUUUAGUAGAACCGUAUUUACCUGACAUGUGUGUUAGUAUGAAAGACCCUAAUCCUGUUGUCAGAGAAGUAAUAGUAGUCUUAUUCAUUCAGCUACUGCUAGAAGACUUCAUAAGAGUCAAAGGACUCUUCUUCUUUCAUAUUCUAACUAUGCUCUCUGACACAGAUGAGACUAUUCGAGAAUUGACUAUAUUUCUCAUAAAGGAGAGACUCCUAGUGAAAAACAAAACACUAAUAUCACAACAGUUCCUGCAGAGUAUAUUUCAUUACAACAAUUAUCAGGAUAUGAAUAAAUUUAGAACGCGGCGUAUGCGCGAAAGGGAGAAAAUUGCUUUGACUCUACCUGGUCAAAGAAAUCAGGCAAAACGUCGAGCAAUAUAUAAUUUCAUGCUAGAGCACCUGGAUCCUCCAGGAAAGUUGAAGUUGUACGUCAGGUUAACGAAUGAAGUGUUGGCUGCUGUUUUAAAUGGAAGUAUUCAUACGAAGCAAGAGGAAGGUAUAUCCGUUUUAAAGGAUGCAUUGUACAUCAUCUCCAGGGAACAAUUACAGCCUAUGGCCUCAGUAAAGCAUACAGAGGAUGAUGUACUGGAUGAGAGCACAUCUCCGGGAAACAACUCUCCAAGCAAUGCUUUGAAUAUCAUCGUUGAAGAGAUGAAGAGACAUGGCUUAGAAGUAUUAUUGCCAAUCCUGAUUAAGCUGAAGAGAAAACUCAAAAAUUCUUUACCAUCUGUAAUAGCUGAUGUUACCAGGCUUUUUAUCAAGGUUGUUUCGGAGUACAGCAAGGAUAAACUUUCUAACCUGAUAAGCGAGUAUCCAGAUUUAGAAAAACAAAUAGACCAAGAUAUAAGGCAAUACGGUAAAAAAACAAAAUCCGACGACGAGCAUACGGACGAAGAAGAGUGCUCUUCCCCGUCUCAGCCUAGCCCUUCAAAUAUUGCUUCAUUAAGUUCAAAACUAUUAGAUCCGAAUCGCACACCCAGAAUCGUCAUACGUAGACUAUCAUCCCUAACGUAUCCAGGAAUACCAAACCUGCGAAGUCCGCCCCAAAACUUAUACACCAAUGAACAACCUGGUCCAUCUGGAAACGUACAAAUUUUAACACCAACCUCUGCCACAAGUGCAAACACUCUGCUAUUUAAUGCUGGUCCAAGUUGUAGCAGCUCACCUAAAUCUUCCAGAAUGGAUCGAUCUUUUCGCUUAUGUAGAUAUAGUCCAAUUUCUCCAAUGCGAGACAAGAGAUUAUCAGUCAUUUUUGACGAUCCAGAUUUAGUCUCAAAUUCAAUGAAUACAGCAUUAUCAAAGUCACCAGGACAAAGGGUUCAAGGUGAAAAUGAUUCCGAUUAGGUAAUUCUAGUGAUUUACCUUUUAACAUUGCUCGCACGCGAAAUGAUGUUUGAGAAACGGUGAACGUGCGACUUUCCAACUCGCCCUGAAUUUCUAAAAUAUCAUGGGAAAAUUUCAAUAGAGAAAUUAAUAAAAAGACAAAACGUUACUCACCCCGAUUGUUAUGCGUAAGAACAUUGUUGUGCAAGUCCUUAAUAAUACUUAUAUUUUCGACGAUAAGCUGAAUCAAGCUCCGUAUUUCUUCGACCUGAAAACAAAAUAUGUAGAACGCACCUUUCUGAGAAUACUUCAAUAGAGUCUGAAUCACUAAAGUAGAUAAUUAACGUAGCACAUACUU